Molecule: messenger RNA, 960 nt
Organism: Phytophthora sojae
Lineage: Eukaryota; Oomycota; Peronosporomycetes; Peronosporales; Peronosporaceae
Exons: 3
Coding region: 1-960 (319 amino acids)
Source: RefSeq, a predicted model, not a curated record
AUGCGACGCUGGACGACACCGCUGCUGGGCGUCCUCGCAGUCCGUGGCGGGGCUGCUGCAGACCCCGCGACACUCGCGCUGUGGCCCCAACAUCUUGACACAGAGCUCUCGGUCUCCCACUCUGCAGGUUUCUUAGCCAGGUCUUUGUGUGAUUACCCAGCGUGGAAAACAACUAGUCCGCUGCAGGAGGUACUACGAGAACCUUCUGCGGGCUCGCCAAGACGUUGCUACUCCUCGUCUUUCCUUUUUGCGUCGAAAACCGGAGGCGCUUCGUUUUACAACAGCAUUGCUCGUGGACUUGAAGAUAGUUCGUUUGAUUUCCUGAGCUCGAAGGCGGAACAAGCUCUGGUGCAUGCGAAACGAGGCAUCAGUUUGAUUCAGCGUGAACACCGAUUUGCUGCGGUGUCAAUUGGCCGUAAUUCGGCUUCUUCACAAACUAUUGAGGUGGAGUAUUUGGAGGCUUGGGUCGCGAAGAAGUUGGAUACACAAGAAUCUUGGGAUGCUGCUGUUCCGGUUGGAGAGAUUGAGGCCAAUGUGUUGAUGGUGGCGUCGAUCAAACAAGACGCCGACCUUUUCAAGCUCGAGUAUGUUCAGCUUCAACAUGGAAGCAAGCUACCCGAGUCUCCAUUUGCGGUGGAUAUCCAAGCCCCAUCAAUGGUAGCAUCAGCGUCAAUGCAGGCAACUAUCGCUGGUGAAGGUUUUCACCGGCGGUACGUCAUGGACGUGAACAUCACGGAACACGAGUCAUGCGGAGAAGAUUCUGAAGACCAAGCAAUUCUUGUGCGCAUCCCAGUGUCUAAUACUGCUUAUCUUGACUUGGAUGAGAUUCGGAGAAUGGAGCGCUUUGGUGAGUUGAAACUGUUGUCCUUCACGAAGCACAUUGAGAUCGAGCGGCCGUCCUCAGUUUCUUCCCAACAUGUCGUCAGCCUCGAGUUCGCCGUGUACGGAAUGCAGCUAUGA